AUGGCACCGCGCAUGCUGGAUGUCACCACGUGCUCCAGAGUGACAACAAUAUUUCCCGGGCCGAUAUUCCUGUGUUGUUUCCUUCUCCCUCCUGCAGGUGAAUUCCGGGUCCAUUCGGCAGACUCCAGGCAGGUGGUGGAAGUGGGAUCGGACGCAACGCUGCCAUGCAGUCUCUCCCCUCCGUUCGGGCCCACGGGCCUCAAGGUGCACUGGUUCCGCUCCUUGUUUCACUCCACUGUGUUCCUGAUGAAGAACGGAAAGGAGGAGAAGGACCAGCAGAGCGCCGAGUACGCGGGCAGAACAUCGCUCCGCAACGGGACCGGGUCUGCAGAACUGACGCUUCUCCUGCGUAACGUCGCUCUGGCGGAUGCCGACACCUAUCACUGCUUCGUGGAGGACAUCACCGGCGGGCACUACGAUGAGGCCGUCAUCGAGCUCACCAUCAUAGGUUCUGGUUCCCUCCCCGUCGUGUCCGUCUCUGUCAAAGAUGGCGGCGUGGCGGUGUCUUUCCUCGCUUCCGAUUGGUUCCCCCGGCCGAAGAUGCAUUGGGAGCUGGAAGGUGUCGCCGUCGCCGACGCAUCAGAGACCGUCUCCAACCAAAGCAACGGACUGUUCACCUUGGAGAGCAGCGUCCUGCUGAGGAUCCCCGGCCGCCGGCGUCUAUACGGCGCAGCGCGUCACCCCGUGACCGGGAAAUUGACUGGACUUCAUGUGACUGUCUCAGAGGAAAUGUUCCCGCGGCUCUCAUCCUGGGUCUACGCCUUCCUGUUUGUUGUUCCCCUAUUGCUGGUCGGCGCGGCAUUUCUGAUAUUUGCCAUAAAAAGACAGAUGACCCAGAAAGAGGCGCAGCAGAGAAGAAACGAUUGGAGGAAAGCGGUGAUGACCCCAGAGUACAUCACAUUCUCCCCUGAGACCGCCCACCCGGAGCUGUCCGUCACUGAGGACUCCCUAACCCUGGUGAACCAGCCUCCUCCUGACAUGCCUAUGCCGAGUAACGUCCGUUUCGAGACUGAGCGUUGCUGCCUUGGGUUCCCGGCCUUCACCUCCAGGUGCCACUACUGGGAGGCGGAUGUGGGAGGUGGACUGGAGUGGGCAGUGGGCGUUGCUUCUCCACAGCUGCAAAGACAAGGUGAUGCCUACAUGUUCCACCCCCAGGCGCUGAUUUGGUGCAUCGCCCGAUUUACGGAGACCUUUAAAGCUUUGGACACGCCGGAGAGUCCACUGGCCAUGGUGGAGGGCACCUUGGAGAAGGUUGGAGUCUACCUCAAUCUGUCAGGUCCAAGGGAGCUCACCUUCUAUGACCCCCAAAGCUGGGAUGUUCUCUAUUCCUUCACCAAUGUGGGUCGGGAAAGGGAAAGUGUCCUGCCGUUCUUCUGGCUUGGCAGAAAUGGUGGCAGCAUACAGUUACAAAUGAACCAGUUGCCUAUAAACAUGGAGGCUGUCCAAGAAUUUAACCAUUCAGUCUUAAAGUAG
Messenger RNA from Nanorana parkeri, 1473 nucleotides. RefSeq names its product butyrophilin subfamily 1 member A1-like. Gene Ontology annotation, molecular function: protein binding. Lineage: Eukaryota; Metazoa; Chordata; Amphibia; Anura; Dicroglossidae. The coding region runs from base 1 to 1473 and encodes 490 amino acids. The record is from RefSeq and is a predicted model, not a curated record. The transcript has 7 exons.